Dichomitus squalens LYAD-421 SS1 is the source of this 828-nucleotide messenger RNA. RefSeq names its product cytochrome P450. Gene Ontology annotation, molecular function: oxidoreductase activity, acting on paired donors, with incorporation or reduction of molecular oxygen; monooxygenase activity; iron ion binding. Lineage: Eukaryota; Fungi; Basidiomycota; Agaricomycetes; Polyporales; Polyporaceae. The annotation marks the transcript as partial. The record is from RefSeq and is a predicted model, not a curated record. The transcript has 6 exons.
AUCAUCGACGGGAAGAAGGAUGCAUUGAGGAAAGGCGACGAGGCCCUAGCUCAUCAGGUAGGAGAAGGAAAGGACAUCAUGAGCAUUCUGCUUAAGGCCAAUAUGACUGCAAUGGAUACGGAGAAGCUCACUGACGAAGAGGUUAUAGCCCAGAUGUCGGUCCUCAUGCUCGCGGGCAUGGACACUACGUCUAAUGCCCUUUCGCGCACCCUCGAACUCCUCGCGCAGAAUCCGGAUACGCAGACUAAGCUUCGCUCGGAGAUUCUCGACGCCCGAAACGGAGAGUCUACGAUCGACUACGACGAUCUAGUCAAGCUUCCGUACCUGGAUGCAGUGUGCCGCGAGACUCUGCACCUAUACGCUCCUGUCGGCCGCCUCGUUUGCCACGCGGCGAAGGACGUGAUGCUUCCACUGUUCAAACCUGUACGUGACAAGAACGGCCGCAUGUUGGAUGCGGUGCCGGUACCCAAAGGCACAGCUAUCAUCCUCGAUCUUCAGGGUAGCAACUACAACAAGGAGCUAUGGAGCGAGGAUGCGCAUGAGUGGAGGCCGGAGCGCUGGCUGAGCCCUUUGCCUGCGGCUCUGGACGAAGCCCGUCUUCCCGCGGUGUAUUCGAACAUCAUGUCUUUCUCUGGGGGCUCAAGAUCGUGCAUCGGCUUCAAGUUCUCGCAGCUAGAGAUGAAGGUUGUCCUGUCCGCCCUCCUUGCCGCAUUCGAGUUUGAAUUGACGGACAAGGAGAUCGUGUGGAAUUCCGCCGCCGUAUCCUUCCCAACCAUGGGCCUCCAGAGCGAGAAGCCGGAAAUGCUCCUUAAAGUCAGAGCCGUGUAG